Molecule: messenger RNA, 672 nt
Organism: Colletotrichum gloeosporioides
Lineage: Eukaryota; Fungi; Ascomycota; Sordariomycetes; Glomerellales; Glomerellaceae
Exons: 2
Coding region: 1-672 (223 amino acids)
Source: RefSeq, a predicted model, not a curated record
AUGGAUAUCAGCAUUUCGGAUGAAUUCAUCCAUGCUGCUCUCCAACCUGAGGCCAACGAUGAACAUGGUAUCGGGCCACUUGAAAGCGACCAAGACGGCGGCGACGACUUCAAAGCGAAGUGGAAGGCCAGAGUUCUACGAACCAUUCUCGUUCAGGACCAGGAGGUCAUCCAGAGACGUAUCUUCAAGAAGGAGUUCGAGCAGGGAAAAAAGAGCCUCAGCAAGAAGUGGGGCGAUCUCUCGGAGCUCGCCAACCUGGCCGACAAGCGCGCUCUCGAGGCCUUGACCGGCAACGCAGUCAAUUCAGAGCGAUCCGCAGUCAACGCUGACGCCAUCGAAGCAAUCCGCAUGGUGCACACGACAAUGCAGGAAGACCUCAGUGGCCUCCGCACACGUCAAGAAUACGAUCGCCAGCGAAUCGAUGACAAAUUCGAUCGGCUCGCCGCGUCCAAUGCCCACGAGCUCAAAGCCCUGAAGAAGCAUUUUGGCGACCAGCUUGUCAGACUCCAGGAGGUGGACAACGUUCUCCAGAGACGGCUCGAGGGUGUUAUUGACCGCCAAGAUCUCAUGGAGAGCGUGUUGGCCGCGCUCCCUCAGAAGCACCACAUGCUGUUCGGUGGCUUCGCCAUGGUUGCCCUCAUGUAUAUCCUGCUUCACCUCACUCGCGACUGA